GUCCCAGCCCCGGACCGUCCGCGCUCCACCGGUGCCUUGGCCCCAGCGGACCUUGCAGUGACCAUGACGUGGUCCUCCCCGGCCACCUUCUCCCUGUUCCUGUUGCUGCUGCUGCUGCUGGGCCAGGCCCCUCCUAGCAAUCCACAGUCACUGGGCACCGUGAAGCUCCGGCUGGUGGGCCCAGGAAGCAGGCCGGAGGAGGGCCGCCUGGAGGUGCUGCACCAGGGCCAGUGGGGAACGGUGUGCGAUGAUGACUUCGGUCUCCAGGAGGCCACAGUGGCCUGCCGCCAGCUGGGUUUCGAGGCUGCCUUGACCUGGGCCCACAGCGCCAAAUAUGGCCAAGGGGAAGGACCCAUCUGGCUGGACAAUGUGCGUUGUGGGGGCACCGAGAGCUCUCUGGACCAGUGUGGCUCUAACGGCUGGGGUGUGAGCGACUGCAGCCACUCCGAAGAUGUUGGGGUGGUGUGCCACCCCAAGCGUCAGCGUGGCUACUUUUCUGAGAAGGUCUCCAAUGCCCUCGGGCCCCAGGGCCGGCGGCUGGAGGAGGUACGGCUCAAGCCCAUCCUUGCUAGUGCCAAACGGCGCCUCCCAGUGACUGAGGGCGCCGUGGAGGUGAAGUACGAGGGCCAUUGGCGGCAGGUGUGUGACCAGGGCUGGACCAUGAACAACAGCAGGGUGGUGUGCGGGAUGCUGGGCUUCCCCAGUGAAGUGCCUGUCAACAACCCCUACUACAGGAAAGUCUGGAAUUUGAAGCUGAAGGACCCCAAGUCCAGGCUGAAGGGCCUGACUAAUAAGAAUUCUUUCUGGAUCCAUCGAGUAAACUGUCUGGGGACAGAACCUCACAUGGCCAACUGCCAGGUGCAGGUGGCUCCGGCGCAGGGCAAGCUGCGGCCAGCCUGCCCAGGAGGCAUGCAUGCUGUGGUCAACUGUGUGGCAGGGCCCCGCUUCCGCCCCCCAAAGGCAAAGCCUCGGCGCAAGGAGUCCAGGGAGGAGGAGCUGAGGGUGCGCCUACGGUCGGGGGCCCAGGUGGGUGAGGGCCGGGUGGAAGUGCUCAUGAACCGCCAGUGGGGCACGGUCUGUGACCACAGGUGGGACCUCAUCUCCGCCAGCGUCGUGUGUCGUCAGCUUGGGUUUGGCUCUGCUCGAGAGGCUCUCUUUGGGGCCCAGCUGGGCCAAGGGCUAGGGCCCAUCCAUCUGAGUGAGGUGCGCUGCAGGGGAUAUGAGCGCACCCUCAGUGACUGCCUUGCCCUGGAAGGCUCCCAGAAUGGUUGUCAACAUGACAAUGAUGCUGCUGUCAGGUGCAACGUCCCCGACAUGGGCUUCCAGAGUCAGGUGCGCUUGGCUGGUGGCCGCAGCCCUGAGGAGGGCAUAGUGGAGGUACAGGUGGAGGUGAAUGGAGUCCAACGUUGGGGGACCGUGUGCAGUGACCACUGGGGACUCAAUGAAGCCAUGGUGGUCUGCCGACAGCUCGGCCUGGGUUUUGCCAGCCAUGCCAUCAAGGAUACCUGGUACUGGCAGGGCACACCGGGGGCCGGAGAAGUGGUGAUGAGUGGAGUGGGCUGCCUGGGCACCGAGCAAGCUCUGCAGCAGUGUCAGAGGCACGGGCCAGUGCACUGCUCCCACGGCACUGGGCGCUUCUCAGCAGGAGUCUCCUGUACCAGCAGUGCUCCAGACCUGGUGAUGAAUGCCCAGCUAGUGCAGGAGACGGCCUACUUGGAAGACCGCCCGCUCAGCCUGCUGUACUGUGCCCACGAGGAGAACUGCCUUUCCCGGUCUGCUGACCACAUGGACUGGCCGUACGGACACCGACGCCUGCUGCGCUUCUCCUCACAGAUUUACAACCUGGGCCGGGCUGAUUUUCGUCCCAAAACCGGACGCCACAGCUGGAUUUGGCACCAGUGUCACAGGCACUACCACAGCAUCGAGGUCUUCACCCACUAUGAUCUGCUCACUCUCAAUGGCUCCAAGGUGGCUGAGGGACACAAAGCCAGCUUCUGUCUAGAAGACACAAACUGUCCAGCAGGAAUGCAGAGGCGCUAUGCAUGUGCCAACUUCGGAGAACAGGGAGUGACUGUAGGCUGCUGGGACACCUACCGGCAUGACAUCGACUGCCAGUGGGUGGACAUCACAGAUGUGGGCCCAGGGGACUAUAUCUUCCAGGUGGUUGUGAACCCCAAAUAUGAGGUGGCAGAGUCAGAUUUCUCCAACAACAUGAUGAGAUGCCGCUGCAAGUACGACGGGCACCGGGUUUGGCUGCACAACUGCCACACAGGAGAUUCAUACCGAGCCAAUGCAGAGCUCUCCCUGGAACAGGAACAGAGACUCAGGAACAACCUCAUCUGAAGCCAUCACUGCACACUCCUACUGCUGCCUACACACCAACACCAGAUACCUCAGCUUACUGGAGCCAUGCCCUUCACAGAGCCCUAAUUCAUAGUAAAUGGGGCCAGUGCCAAGGGGCAUCGAGUACCUGCUCAGGAAGCCUUUGGAUGGCAAGAUCACCAAACCAGGAUGGUACUGCUCCCUUUGGGUGGCUAUGGGCCUCUCCCCGUAGGGCCUGUGGCCUGUGGAGUAUGGUCUCCAUGCUUUAGUCAGCUGAGCUCCUCUUCCACAAGGAGAUCCAAUUUUUCCUGGAUCUUGCUAGAGUUCUGGAUUCAGGACCAGUCCCCCAUCUAGCAGUGCUUUGCGAAUGUCUUGGAGUAGAGGACAGAGGACUCACACAGGAGAUGAGGUCAGCUCACUGCUAGGGGCUCAAAGCAACACACAGUCUCAGAGUCACAACUAUCAGAGAUGCUGAAGGAUUCAGCCCCUCACUUUAUCUGUCCCCACUUGGAACCCACCUCUGCUCUGCAGGUCUGUUCUUCAGCAGUCUUAACUAUCCUACUGCACCCCCCAGAAGCUUAGGCCUCGGCAUCCCCUAAUCUCCUGAAUGGCCAACACUGCCAGGUACUGAGUGCUCGAGAAGGGCAAGUUUCACAGACACGGCUAGACAGGGCCUUUCUGCAGAGCAGCACAAGAAGGCCAAGCAAGAAGACCACUGAGCUAACAGGGACCUCAGCUCCUGCCAGGACCUCUGCUAAGGAAAAAAACUGUGUGUCAAAUAAUCUGGCAGACAAUCCAAUCUCUCUCAGGACCACCAUGCAUCUCAGGAUUGGCCUAGGCUUCAGGUCUCAACCAAAUGAACUUUGCAUUGAAUGAAUUUUUGUAAUGGAAAGAACAUCAGUCAAACAAGCCACUCAUCUCUAUAGGAACAUGAAGACAGAUGUGAUAGAGUGAGGGACAAAAGACUCAGGAGAAAUCACAAGGGGGAACAUUUAAUUUCGUUAAGGACUGAACUUAGGAAAAGCCAUCACCCUGCUUGGCUUGACUGCACCAUGCUCUUGCUCAGGUAGUAUAUAAUUCCAUGGUCUUGGACACGAGUCUUGAUCUUUUCUCCUUUGAGACACACUUUAAAGAUAAUCCGUACAGGUAUGACCCCUCCCCCCAUCAUCAAUAAAGGUUGCUCAUUAUG
Messenger RNA from Oryctolagus cuniculus (rabbit), 3511 nucleotides. RefSeq names its product lysyl oxidase like 4 (gene LOXL4). Gene Ontology annotation, molecular function: copper ion binding; protein-lysine 6-oxidase activity. Gene Ontology annotation, cellular component: membrane. Lineage: Eukaryota; Metazoa; Chordata; Mammalia; Lagomorpha; Leporidae. The record is from RefSeq and is a predicted model, not a curated record. Gene Ontology annotation, biological process: collagen fibril organization; peptidyl-lysine oxidation.